Molecule: messenger RNA, 1120 nt
Organism: Pantherophis guttatus
Lineage: Eukaryota; Metazoa; Chordata; Lepidosauria; Squamata; Colubridae
Source: RefSeq, a predicted model, not a curated record
GCGGCGAGUGCAACCGGGAAAGGCUUCCGGCGAGGUCGCGCGGGCGCUGCGCCGAAAGUUCCGGGGAGGCGUCGGAAUCGCCCGAAGUGUUUUUUUCCCUUUUUUUCCACCAUGAACGAAGCGGAGCUAGUCGAUGCCUUUAACACCCAGAUGAGGCAGGAUCCAGAUGUUGCCUCUGCGGUGGCUGCCAUCCGGGUCUUACUGGAAUUCCUGAAGAGGGACAAAGGCGAGACCAUCCAAGGACUGAGAGCCAAUCUAAAACAGGCUAUAGAAACACUCUCUCGUGUCGACUCCUCCGUGGCCAUUUCUUCUGGGGGAGAGCUGUUCUUAAGAUUCAUCAGUCUCACAUCUUUGGAAAACCCGGACUAUUCCAAAUGCAAAGAAAUCAUGAUUGAAAGAGGAGAGGUUUUUCUUCAGCGAAUUUCUCUUUCGAGGAAGAAAAUCGCCAAACUUUGUCACAACUUUGUGAAAGAUGGCGGCAAAAUAUUGACUCAUGCUUACUCAAAAGUGGUGCUUCGAGUGUUAGAAGAAGCUGCACAGGCCAAGAAACGUUUUAGCGUCUACGUCACGGAAUCGCAGCCAGAUCGAGCAGGGCAAAAGAUGGCAGAAGCACUCAAGAAUCUCGGAAUUCCUGUCACCAUAAUUCUAGAUGCUGCAGUGGGUAAAUACAUCAUGGAAAGGGUCGAUUUGGUGAUCGUGGGGGCUGAAGGCGUGGUCGAAAACGGCGGGAUCAUCAACAAGAUUGGGACCAACCAAAUGGCCGUCUGCGCCAAAGCGCAAAACAAACCCUUUUACGUGGUUGCCGAGAGUUUUAAGUUUGUAAGGCUCUUCCCUCUGAACCAGCAGGAUGUGCCGGAUAAAUUUAAGUACAAAGCAGAUACGCUGAAGACACAAAAGCCUCUCGCAGUCGAACACCCUUGGAUCGAUUAUACAUCCCCGUCUCUUAUCACGCUGCUCUUUACGGAUCUCGGGGUCUUGACCCCUUCGGCUGUGAGCGACGAACUGAUUAAACUCUAUUUGUAAAAGGGCUUCCCCGAACGUGGGGAUUGCAAGCAGUUAAAGGUUAAAAUAAGCAACGGAACUUCCUGAUCACUUGCCAAUUUAUUUUACUGACUUUUUU